AUGGUCCCUGACAACCGGAAUCUAAAAUGCAUUCACGUCGUCAGCAUCCGCAACGUCUCUUGCCUUCUGCCCUCAGGAAACUCACCAAGACAUGGCACAGUCCUGCAAAACCCCUUUAGCCUCUUGGCAGCUGCCUCUGGUUGCAGAUGGGCACUCCCCGUCAGAGUGAGUGUCCCAAAUAGUUCUCGAGGAGACAUUUGGACCCUUACCGAUGCAAGAAAGGACCUUGGGCAUGAGCAACAGGAGAAACUUCGACCGCCGCCAAUACCCGUCGGUUCUUCAGAUUCUCAACUAUCAGAUACGUCGUCAAACUCCCAGUCACUUCCGCCGAAAACAACAACAGCUGUAUUUGCAAGGUCGUCCUCGAUUCACACAGACUACGGGAACGAAAAGGGACAAUGGAACCAAGACCUAGCACAUAUCAGCGGCCACUUCAACACGCCUCCAGAUCACUGUCGCGACUGCCAUGCCAGCCUGAAGUGCCGGGAAGGACCCAACACUUCCUCAAGUUCUCGAAGUUUGCCUCUUCAAUACGCGCCGUGUUCCGACGAUAGCCCUCUCUUCCAGUUCCUCGUCAAAUGGAACGUGAUUAUGAACGUGGUCCUGCAGCUCGUCACCAUCAUCGCUGCCUUCGUGUUUGGAGCCUGGGCUAUCAAGUCGUACGCCGCGGCGGAGAAGGCAAACAUCCUGGCAAAAGCUGCGAUUGAGCAGAGCGAGUGGUCGAAUAAACUCGCACUCUUGGCCCUAUGUCACGAGGCGAGGUUCUCCAAUGACGUUGAACGGGACCAGGCCAUCUUCGAUACGGAUCCUUGCUCUGCCGUGUUCCAACGAGCAUCACUCGAGAAGCUCAUAGACGCCGCUUUCCCUCCGGCAGCAGGGGUGCCUUCUCCAGCGCCUUCGGCCACAUCCUCCACCGAAGUCGAAUCAGGCCUUCCAAGUUCAACUGGGUCUGCACCCGACUCCCCAAUCUCACCCACCCUUCCGUCGCCCAGUCUAUCCCCGACUCGUUCGUCGGGCUCUCAACUCGGAACUACGCCGACCACGGCUCCUUCGCCAACAGAGGCCUCGAGCGACUGGAAUAUUGGAAACGGGAGAGGAGAACUUCCAGAACAAGGGGAGAUGUCACUGGAGAAGAUCAUUGGAGUUGUGGUGGGCUCCGUGACCGGCCUAACCUUUCUGAGCGUCUCGGACCUCUGGGUUGAUGGGGCUGCGCCGCUGUGGUAUUAUCAGAAGGCCCAGAAAGUGGCCUAUUGUCUCUCUACCCUCUCAAUCUUUUCCACAAGCAGCAUGGUCUUCUUCAGCAAGUUGGUCCUCUUGACUUUAACCACCAUCAUCGCCAGUGCUUCUGCACUCCCUCAAUCGGGAACCGUGCCUCCACAGUUCCAAUGCAAUCGCAACUGCUACAUUCAAUUCACCCCAUGCAACGAGAUUUCUCAUCCAGCUUAUGACAACGGGUGCUGGAGGUGCUGCUUGAACAAGCCGUGA
Messenger RNA from Coprinopsis cinerea okayama7#130, 1485 nucleotides. RefSeq lists its product as hypothetical. The record is from RefSeq and is a predicted model, not a curated record. The coding region runs from base 1 to 1485 and encodes 494 amino acids. Lineage: Eukaryota; Fungi; Basidiomycota; Agaricomycetes; Agaricales; Psathyrellaceae. The transcript is spliced from 9 exons.